AUGAUUUGUCACAAACGUCAAAAGGAAGAAUUAUCAAAACAAUACUUUUUUCGGCAGCUCGCACAUUUCCUCGAUUGUACUUUUCGUGUUUUCAUAUUUACCAAACGAGCUCACAAAACAAAGCACUAUGAGCGACGAUUACUUGAAUAAACCACUUUCGUUCGGCUCACCUCCGCAAUCAGGAAUUGCUGCAAGUCCUCAGCUGCAACCUUUGUCGCCGUAUCUAAACUACGAUGCACGUUACCUUCAAGCGCAACCCGAAUUUAUUUUUCCCGAAGGAGCUUCCAAACAGCGAGGCAGAUUCGAGCUUGCUUUCUCACAGAUUGGCUCCUCGGCAAUGAUAGGUGCCUGUAUUGGUGGUGCUGGAGGACUGUACAAUGGUAUCAAUGCAACGCGGCUAGCUAAACAGACUGGAAAAUUACGCCGAACACAAUUGUUAAAUCACGUCAUGAAGCAAGGUGCUGCGACGGCCAAUACGUUUGGCACGAUAGCGGUAAUGUAUUCGGCUUUUGGUGUCGUGCUGCAAUACGCUCGCGGUGAAGAUGAUGAAAUCAACACAAUCGCGGCUGGUGGUGCCACCGGUUUACUGUACAAAUCCACAGCCGGACUACGGAAAUGUGCAAUCGGUGGAGGAAUUGGAUUGGCCCUAUCGUCCUUGUACGUGGUUUGGUGUAUGGCUGGUGGUGGCUCAAAAAAGCUGAGCGAUCUUAAGUCGCAGUACUUGUAAUGAAACCAACAGAACAGUUAUAGAAUCUACUGUUAAUUUGUAAAACAUCCUUAACGUAACAACUGUUCCGGAAAUGGUUCAGUGCGGUGUGCAGUCAAAUGUUGGAAACAUAUGAGAGAAAGUGUGGUUCAACUACGAGCAUUCAACUAACUGUGUAUUACUAUAGGCUCAAUUAGGUAGUAGACCAAUCUCGAAAUGUUGGGACAUCGCGUAACUCCAGUGUCGCUGCAUAAAGCGAAAACAUAACCAGUUAAUAAACUUAUAAGUUUGGAGCUACAAGAA
This is a messenger RNA of Anopheles funestus (African malaria mosquito), 1009 nucleotides long. It is a transcript of the gene Tim23, whose product is annotated as mitochondrial import inner membrane translocase subunit Tim23. Lineage: Eukaryota; Metazoa; Arthropoda; Insecta; Diptera; Culicidae. Gene Ontology annotation, biological process: protein import into mitochondrial matrix. Gene Ontology annotation, cellular component: TIM23 mitochondrial import inner membrane translocase complex; mitochondrial inner membrane. The coding region runs from base 128 to 727 and encodes 199 amino acids. The transcript is spliced from 3 exons. The record is from RefSeq and is a predicted model, not a curated record. Gene Ontology annotation, molecular function: transmembrane protein transporter activity.